CACGGACUAAGAUAGUCCGUGAUAUUAUCUAUAAACUUCAUGCUUACUAAAAUAAUAAAUAUUAAAACAUCAUUCAUAAAUACAUUCACACCUUUUAAAAAUUGUAGCAUUUAUAUUUUUUUCUAGUAGAAUAUAGAUGAUAUGUUUUCACUGAGAUGACAUCUGUCAAGCAUUUGCAAUUGACUCUAGCCAUCAUGAAACCUCAUGUGGUGUCCAGUCCAUUUUCCUUGCACGAUAUUAGGCGAACAAUACUGGACAAUGGUUUUUACGUUGUACGGUCAAAGCGCCAAACCAUUAAACUGGAACAGGCAGAGCAAUUUUACAGAGAACAUAAGACAAAGUUUUUUUAUAACAGACUCAUUACAUUCAUGACAAGUGGACCAUCAGAAGCAUAUAUAUUGGCCAGAGAAGAUGCAAUUUCAGUUUGGCGCCGUUUAAUGGGUCCGACUAAAGUUUUCCAAUGCCAGCUAAGUAAUCCCGAUUCUAUAAGAGCUAAACAUGGACUCACAGAUACUAGAAAUGCCACACAUGGAUCUGAUUCUGAUGAAUCAGUUCGCAAAGAAGUCAGCAUAAUGGUGCCACAAUUUUGUUUUGAUCACUGGAAACAAAUCGAAGAACCUAUGUUUAGGAAUGGAAGAGUACAGUUUAAUGAUAAACAAUUUCUUCAUUCUGCACAUGAAAGUUAGGUUAUUUUGUGGUUGAUGAUUAAAAUAAUACUAAAUUAAUAAUGAUUAUUGUUGGCUACAUAGUUAAUAGUGAUUUUAGGUAUUAUUAUUUAAACAAACCAAAUAUUAGUAAUAAUAACAAUAUUGUGUAGAAUUCUGAGUCAUAAAUAAGUAGGCAUAUUAGAUAUGAGAUUUAAUAAUAAACUAA
Molecule: messenger RNA, 873 nt
Organism: Acyrthosiphon pisum (pea aphid)
Lineage: Eukaryota; Metazoa; Arthropoda; Insecta; Hemiptera; Aphididae
Product: nucleoside diphosphate kinase 6
Exons: 5
Coding region: 156-686 (176 amino acids)
Biological process (GO): UTP biosynthetic process; GTP biosynthetic process; CTP biosynthetic process
Molecular function (GO): nucleoside diphosphate kinase activity
Source: RefSeq, a predicted model, not a curated record